Messenger RNA from Candidula unifasciata, 3201 nucleotides. NCBI's taxonomy places the organism in Eukaryota, Metazoa, Mollusca, Gastropoda, Stylommatophora, Geomitridae. The record is from the annotation of a GenBank genome assembly.
AUGGCGAGAUUCCAAAUAAUGUUGUGGUUUUACUUGUGCAUAUUUAAAAUCAUAGCCAGUGACUGUCCCCGCCCGUGUACAUGCUCUGGCGCCCACAAUCUGACGGUGGUCUGUUCAAAUCUCAAGUUGGCAGCCUUGCCCGUGACCUCCGCGUCAACUGUAACCUUAGACCUCUCCAACAACUCACUGGGUCCAAUCAUCAAUACAAGUUUUGUCCAAAUGAGGAACCUGACAUCCAUUGACCUGUCCUCGAACGGCCUGACCCGUUUGUUAGGGUGUACCUUCAGUGGAAUGUUGCAGCUGAUCACUGUUCGUCUCCGCAACAACCGUCUGACAGCACUGCCAGACAGUCUCUUUGCAGACUCCAACAAGCUGGAGUUUUUAGAUGUCAGCUUCAAUCGGCUGACGGAGAUACCCGAUCUUACUUUCCGGAACACACCGGACUUGAAGUUUCUAGACGUGUCCAAUAAUUUGAUUAGUCAGCUCAAGCUAGGGGCUGGGUUUCAGGUACCGAAAAGGAUUCAAAGCAUUGACGUAUCCCACAAUCCCAUUGAGACUAUCCCGAGCACUUCCUUGGAAACAACAUCCGGCUGGGAGAUCGUUUCCAGGGCAAUAUCCCUGGCCUACUGCCGACUGUCUUCCAUAGAGGAUGGAGCGCUGGCCAGCAUCCCAAACCUAAACCAUGUUGACUUAUCUGGCAACAGUGGUCUGUCUUUGGCCAGCAUUGGAGCUUUAGUCAAAAGCCUGGAAAGCAAGGGAUUGGAAAGACUAUCUAUCGCCUUCAUGAAUUUGACGACAAUUGAUGCAUUAUUCAGUGACACCACUGAGCUUCCAUUGAAGUUCUUAAAUUUGAGCUUUAAUUAUAUCACCGAUUUGCCUGCAGGUUUAUUUGCCAAUGCCAAGAACAUUCGGGUUUUGGAUUUGAGUGGAAACCUUAUCUCCGCGAUCACCGAUGGAUUCUCUGAUCUAGUUCACCUGGAAGCGCUCAACAUUUCUAGCAAUAGAUUAGAGAGUUUUCAGGGCCAACCCGUGACCCACUUAUCAAAUCUACAGACUGUGGAUGUUUCUAGUAACCGGCUGAGGGAUUCCAGUCGUGUGGACUUCUCUUCACUGGAGCAUCUCAAGCACCUCAACGCUAGAAACAAUUAUUUGAACGCAGCUAACUUGCCCACCGGUACCUCAAACCUGCAACAUUUAGAUUACAGCUAUAACAGAAUAAGUGAAUUUCGUGGACUUGAAGACGCGACGAUGCUGGAGAUAGUUGAUUUCAGCAACAACCAGCUCCACACCUUGCCUGGUUUGUUGUUUAAAGGAGCUAGGUAUCUGAAACUUGUCAAUUUUAGCAGCAACCACAUCACAACUCUUGACCAGGGAGCGUUUCUGCCUCAAUCUUCGAUAGUGAUUGACCUGUCUUACAACUUUCUGAGGGAGCUCCAGUACUCAAACUUGCUGGCCACUCAGAGGCUGUACAUCAGGCACAAUAACCUCACAGACAUAAACAGUCACGCUUUCUAUGGAAUGACCGGGCUAGCAGAACUGGACUUAUCUCAAAACAGGUUGUCCAGUCUUCACGUGGACCUCCUCGACCAUGGCAAUGGUCUUAGACACCUGAAUCUGUCGCACAACUGGCUGGACAAUAUAGACGGGUUUACGUUAUUUCGCAACCUUGAGCUUUUAACUACUUUAGACUUGGGAUAUAAUCAUAUCUCCAGUUUAAACGAAUCAUUUUUUCUGCCACUUUAUGAAGUUAAAACGGUGUCGCUUCGUAACAACCGCCUUCGAAAUAUUAUUCCAGACACAUUCAAAGAACUGAAAGUAAUAGAGCAGCUAGAUUUGUCGGACAAUCCUUUUGACUGCUCUUGUGAAGGACUAGAUUUCAGAGACUGGCUUAAACAGACAAAGUUGCCGAUUCUUGGAUUAUACGACAUGAAUUCUAGCGCAUAUCAUUGCCACACGCCUCACGAACGGGCUGGUUUUCAUGUGACCCAGUGGAGCACAGAAGAGUUCGAGUGCGACAAAUCUAUAUUGUAUAUUAUUGCUUUCUGUUCCACCUUUGUUCUCCUCACAGCAUUAGGGUUGGCUGGUGCGGGCUUGUACCGAUUAAUCAGAAACUGGAGAAGACAAAAGGCAGAAGUCAAAAGGGCGGCUUCAGAAAUAGAAGACGAAAAAAUCCAAAGAGCUAAGAAAGUUGAUUUUGUUAGGUUGUCCAAUUCCAGAUUGGUAGACGAGAAGAAGGUAGGUAAUCAUAAGAAAACCGAAUACACAGACAGACGUAACGGCUACGUCCCUUGGCCUGGGGGAGCUCAGAAAAGUCAGCAAAGAGGCAGAAGUACCGGUACAAAAGACACAGAUAAGGAGCGAAUCCUUCCAGACGACAACACGGCAGGAGAAGAGCGAGAGAGUAGUGAGGGCAGGUAUUAUGAGAAGUUGAAGAGGCGGGAAUGGGCCGAUGAAGACGCAGAGAAACAGCGAAGAAGAGACAGAAACGAGAGACCUCAUAAACAGAGCGCUGCUGAUGAUGAAGCUGAAAACAUUAGGGACAGAAAUGAUGAAAGACCAGGGGGUCAAAGGGCGAGGGAGAGUUCCAGUCAACAGCGCUACUUCCACUCGACAGGCAGGAUACCAUCCAAUUACGAUGACUUCGCGAGGGGCGAGCAGCUAGAACGUGAGAGAUUGCUCCAUGCAGAUCCGAGAUUUCGGGAAGGUCCAUAUAUUAUCUCCUCCGCAAAUCCGUUCCCCAGUCGCUGGGAGCCUCCAGGACCUUGGCAGGAGCACGAAGACCGAUCUAGCCGCUAUUACGUGAAGCCAAGAGGCGACGGUCAACAAACGGACAGUAAUACGCCAGUGUCAUUGAUGGACAGAGACAUAAUAAAACAUGGACGCGUCUUCAGACCAAGAGACAGAUCUAGUAGCCAAUACAUCCAUCACCAACCAUUAGAGGUCCAUUUCAACCACGACGGUGAACCAAAGCGCUAUCAGAGGGGCCACAGAGAAGUCCCUCAACAAACCCACAACCGCCGACAAAGAUCGUACAGCUAUCAUUAUCUUCCGGAAGAGUACCUUCUGGACAGCCAUUAUGAGCCAGAUUUGGGUCGGCGGCAAUACGAGAGUGUUGAACCACAAGGUCGACCAGUUGGCGUGGGGCAUCGAGCUCUAUCUCAGCCCUACCUGGGUCAGGAAGAUGCUUCGGUCUGGUUAUAA